This is a messenger RNA of Antechinus flavipes (yellow-footed antechinus), 7058 nucleotides long. It is a transcript of the gene NIN, whose product is annotated as ninein. The record is from RefSeq and is a predicted model, not a curated record. Gene Ontology annotation, biological process: centrosome localization; microtubule anchoring at centrosome; centrosome-templated microtubule nucleation. Gene Ontology annotation, molecular function: calcium ion binding. Gene Ontology annotation, cellular component: pericentriolar material; centriole; ciliary transition fiber. Lineage: Eukaryota; Metazoa; Chordata; Mammalia; Dasyuromorphia; Dasyuridae.
ACCGCCUUCUUCCUAUCCAGAACUUUCAAAUCUUAGUAGCUUCUUCAGCCUUAGUCUUGAUAGAUCAAAGUGAAGUUCAGAUAGCUUAUUGUGCCGCCUGUACCUUCGGAGAGGAAAAGAACCUGUUGCUUUGCACAGUGCCUGAUCUAGAUUUAACAAAUUUUGACAUUGUGCGGAGCGUUUGACUAAGCCACAUUAAUCUGUUGAAGUGAGCCUCAGCUUGGGCCUCUGUGGGGCAGAAACUCUUUGCAGAGCUGGAAAGUGGGUCAGAACAGUGGGUUAUGGGAUGGAUGAAGCAGAGCAAGAUCAGCAUGAAGCUCACCUCAAGGAGAUGUUUGACAGUUUUGAUGCCACUGGCACUGGGUCUCUGGGCCAGGAGGAGUUGACAGACCUCUGCCAACUGCUGAACUUAGAAGAAGUGACAUCAGCACUACAGCAGACACUGUUUCAGGAUAACCUCUUAGGCAGGGUAUACUUCGACCAGUUUAAAGAAGCACUAAUACUUGUUUUAUCCAGAACUCUAUCCUUUGAAGAGCACUUUGAAAAACCAGGCUGCUUAGCAGAAGUUCAGCCCAAAUACAUAAAAGACGGAAAAUGUUAUGGCCGAAGGUCUUUACCUGAGUUUCAGAAACCUUUGGGGGACUUUGCUGAAGUGAGAGUGCUUGAAUCAUUGAAUGAAGAAACUCAUUCUUCACUUGUCGCUGCCAGUGACUUCAAUGAGUGUUACAAGGCUCAGCAUAAUGAAGAAUAUGAAGCAGAAGGCCAGUUAAGAUUUUGGAAUCCUGAUGACUUAAAUGCCUCACAAAAGGGAUCUUCUCUUUCUCAAGACUGCAUUGAUGACAAACUACAAGAAAUUUGUGAAGAUCUGGCAAUAACUCAAGAUGGCCACUUGAACAAAAAGAAGCUGAUCUCCAUCUGUGAACAGUAUGGCUUGAGGAAUGUCAGCAAGGAGAUGUUUGAAAAUAUCUUCCAUGAUCUUAAGCCUGAUGGUACAAUGAGCAUAAAAGAUUUUUUCCAUGGUUUAUUUAAAAGUGGAAAAUCUCUUACAACAUCAGCAUCAACUCCUUAUAGACAGUUGAAAAGGCAUCUUUCCAUGCAGUCUUUUGAUGAAAGUGGGAGACGCACCAUGACUUCUGCAAUUUCAAGUUCAGUUACCUUCCGAUUAUUCUCCUGCCUUGAUGAUGGAAUGGGAUAUGGUUCUGUGGAGCAAAUACUUGACACCUGGAAUGAAGAGGGUAUUGAGAAUGGCCAGGAGAUCCUACAGGACUUGGAUUUCAGACUUGAUAGAAAUAUCAACUUAAUGGAAUUGACCUUAGCACUAGAAAAUGAGCUUUUGAUUACCAAAAAUGGCAUGCACCAGGCAGCCUUGGCCACUUUCAAGACUGAGAUCAGGCACUUGUUGGAGCAAAUUGACCUAGUAGCCAGAGAGAAAGAGAAGUUGCAGUGGGAUCUUGAAAAAGCUGAGAAACUAAAGUCUUUAAUGGCUUCUGAAGUGGAUGAUCACCAUGCUGCCAUAGAACACCAAUAUGAAUGCAAGUUAAAGAAACUAGAGGAAAUAUACAAGGAAAAGAUAGCAUCCUUCAAAAAUGACAUCCAAAAGGAGAGAGAACAGCUCCUGCAGCAGGUGGACAAACAGCAUUUGGAACUGGAACAGGAAAUAGAAAAAGUGAAAAUUGAAGAGAGCUACAUUCGGGACCGUCUUAGCUUUUCUUUAAAGGAGAACAGUCGUUUAGAAAGUGAACUACUGGAAAAUACAGAAAAGCUUACAGAAUAUGAGAGUUUAAUCACCAAACUGCAGAAGAAUUUGGACAAUGUGCUAUCAGAAAAGUUUGGUGAUCUAGAUCCCCACAGUGCUGAGUUCUUUUUGCAAGAAGAGAGGCUAAUCCAGAUGAAAAUUGAAUAUGAACAGCAAUGCAGACUGUUACAGGACCAAGUGGAUGAACUCCAGUCUGAACUGGAGGAAUAUCGUUCUCAAGGCAAAGUGUUUAAAGUUCCUUUCAAAAACUCUCUUUCUAAGGAGCUUGAUGUGAGACGUCACAGUAUAGAUCUUGACCAAGGAUUUGGUUCUGAAAAUUGUGAUCCAUCAAAUAUGAGCAUUGAAGCAGAACUGAUUAUUGAACAACUGAAAGAACAACAUCACAGGGACAUGAAAUGUUUAACACUGGAACUUAAGGAUAAAAUGAGCCAUUAUGAAAAGCAGCUAGAUGAAACCAAAGCCAACUGUGAAAAAGAGCAAGAAAAUGUGAAACAAAAGUACAAGAAUGAGAUGCAUACUUUGGAAAAACAAAUUAGUGCCCUUAAAAGUGAAAUUGCAGAACUGCAGAAACAGACAGUUGUUCUGAAAAAAGAACAACAACAAACAGACUGUAGGUAUAUGAAAGAGAAAAAUGAAUUACAAGUGAAAUUUAAUGAAGAAAAGGCUCAUCUCCAGGAGAAGUUGAAACUAGAACAUGAAGAAGCUCUUAAGAAUAGACUACAACAGGUAGAGGAAAGCUUUAACAGAGAGAGGGAGGAUCUCAUUCAAAAUGGUAUAUGGGCUGAAGAGAAGUUGAGAGAUUUAGUUAAAGCAAAGGAAGAAGAGAAAUGCAAACUGGAAGAAUUUUACCAGGAGCAGCUAAAAAGUUUAAUCGAAAAACAUAAUCUUGAGAAAGAAGAGCUACAAAGGAAACUACUAGAAAAGCAUCAAAAUAAACUGCAGGAGGAAAGGAAUAAAAUAGAAAUUGUAUAUAAUAGAAGAAAUGCUAAAAUAGAAGCCCAUUCUGAAUGCCAAAAAAUCACAAGCAAAUAUGAAGACUUCCUAAUAAACCUGAAAGUUUCCUAUCAGCAAGAGCUGAAGAAUUUGAUAGAAUAGCAUUAUGAGGAAAGAUCUGAGUGGGAAUUUGAAAAGGAUUAACUCAUCCAGGAUUAUGCUAAAGCACAAGAACAACUUAGAGAGACAUUGACACAUGAGAAAGCAACCUUUCUUGCUCUAACAAGAGAGCAAGAGAUAUUAGAGAAAAAAUAUAAAGAACAUUUAAUCAGCUUAAUGGAUGAGAAACAACAGCUGCAAAAACACCUAGAAAAGCUAAAGAAUACAUCUGAAAGCCAACAAAAAUUGUCCAAGCAAAUAUGACUCAAGAAUGAUCAUUGAAAAGAAUUUGAAGAUAGAGAGCAUUUCAUGUCUCAAGUAGAUGAUUCAGGGAAGCUAGAGAGGUAGAAACUUGAAGAAUGGGAGAUUAAGUAUGAGUAUGAAAAUGAAGAUAUGGCUUCUCAAUUUUUGACAGUGGAGAUCUUCAACAAAAAAAAAACUUAUAAUAAGGAAGCAGUCAGAAAGAAAGUUGAGCUAAGUUUAGGAAUCUCUAGACUUUUGAAUAAGAUGAAGGAAUUUACAGUAUGGAUGCUUACCACGCCUCAGAGUGGCUGCCAAGUAGAAGCAAAUGAAAAUGCAGACAUGGCUAAAGACAUGUCACUGCUUCAGCAAAGUACACAACUUUUGGAAGAAAAUGGUAAUAUUGUUAUAAAUCUGCAAUGGGCUCAUGAGAGGGCAGUAAAGGAUAAUGUCAAAAUGGCUGCUGAAAUCAUUAGGUUAUAUUAGAGACUACAAGCAUUAGAUCCAAAGUCAGUGACAGUUUCUUUAGAGUAAUCGAAUGACUUAUUCAGAUCUUCAGUGGAACAAAUAGAGACACUGUCAUCACAAAAGAGAAUAUUACAAGGAGAAGACAUUAUUACCCAUAUUCUGUGUAAAUCACAAGAUGAUAAUAUUCAAAAAGUGGAAAGGAUAGAAAUAAAUUCUUUUCAGAUGCUAAAAAAUAAUCUAGGAUCAUUAGAGAGUUUUUCUGAGUUUGAGAAUUAUGAAGUAACAAGCACUGAGAGUUUAGACCUAAUGAAUAAUCCUCAUCUUCAGGAGAAAUUGAAGGUCUUGCACACAUAAUGGGAUCAAGCUUCAGAAAACAUUUUUGCUGUUUCUAUUCAACAAAAGAUAAAAAUACUUGAGAAUAAUCCUGAGGCUACUUCCAAGUAUAGAAUGUUAUAUGAGAAUGCCAGUAGGGAAAAUUAUUGUCUUCAGGAAGAAUUCAAAAUGAUGGAAGUACAAUAUGACAAAGAAAUGAAAAAUAGCAGAGAUCUCACUUCAGAAGUUUUCAGGUUACAGACUGAGCUGAAGAAAUUUGAGACAGUAACUGAAGCAUUCCUCAAGAUUAAACAGACUUAUGAAGUUAAAACUGAAAGUGAAGACCUGAGGACUCUAGUUUUGAGACUCAAGGAAAAAAUUGGGAAAUUCCAGGAAAGAUCAAUGGAACAAUGUGAGUAUUUCUCAUUAAGUAAAAUUGGUUUAGAUACCCAAGAACUAAAAACUGAAAAAAAGAUAUUAGAACAAAAUAAAAGGGUGGAACAAUGUAGUGAAAAAAUUAUGAAUGUAGAGUCUAUUUUAAAAGAAUGUAAUCAAGACAACCUGGCCUGUGGGCAAGAAGACACAUAGCUUCUAGAAAAAAGAAAGAUAAAGAUAUUUGAAGAUUUCUGGCUUCAGGGAAAGAUAAACCCUGAAGAAAAGUCAAUUGGACAGAUACAAUUUAAAAAACUUGAGGAAAAUGCUGUAUUCUCAGAACUUCAAGGGAAAUAUCACCACCAUGACAUAAGAAUAGCAGAAUUAGAAAUGGAGAAAAACAAGUUACAGGAACUGACUAGGCAAUUAAGAGAGAAAGUAAUUAAUUUAGUUAAACAAAAACCUUUUUAUGGAGAAAAAGAGGAGGAACUGAAGUCAAUGAUGUAUGACUUACAAAGCACAUGCAGUGAGAUGCAGCACAAAGUUGACCUGCUGAGACAGGAGUCUGAAAAGUUUCAAGAAGAAAACUCUAUUUUAAGGAAGGAAGUUACCACUUUAAAUAAGGAAGGUAGCAUUUCUUAUCUAAAAUUAAGUGAAUUAUGGGGAUCUCAAGAAGAAAUAUGGAAAAAAAUAGAACCUAUAAAAAAGGAAAAAAUUGCUGUGCAGAAGAUGGUUGAAAACUUUAAAAAGCAGAUUUCAGAAUUAAAAGCCAAAAGUCAGCACUUGGAUUUAGAAAAUGCAGAACUUAUCCAACAGAACACCCAAAGUGAAGUAGAUCUUCAGUAUCUUCAACAAUAUUUAGCACAAAUUCUCUGUCAGAAAGAAAAAGAGAUCGGAAACUCUGUAUUGGAAGAAUGGGGAAAAGAAAGUUCAAAGCUAAAAGAGGAGCAAUACAGCUGCGAAGCAAAGGUUCAGAAUUUAGGUGAUUGUCUACAGAAUGCUAACAUUCAGAUGUCCCAAAUGAAGUCAGACCUACAAGUGACCCAGCAGGAAAAGGAAGCCUUAAAACAGGAGAUGAUAUCGUUACAUCAACAAUUGCAGAAUGUCAAUGGAAAGGAAAGUCAAAAGCAGCUGGUGAUGGCUAUGGAGGAACGCAUGCUAGAAGUUGAGCAGAAGUUGAAACUCGUGAAAAGACUUCUUCAGGAAAAAGUGAAUCAACUACAAGAACAACUUUGCAAGAAUACAAAAUCUGAUGCAGUGGUGAAAGAUCUAUAUGUUGAAAAGACUCAUCCAUUAAAAACUUUAGAGAUUACUGGAAAGCAGCAGAAAACAGCAGAAAAGAAAAAUUAUCUUUUGGAAGAGAAGAUUGCAAGCCUUAGUAAUAUCAUCAGGAAUCUAACACCAGCAUCAAUGACUUCUGUACUUCCUCUCAGAUCAUAGAAGAGCCAUAAAAUCUACAAGAAUAUAUAUACUAUUAAAAUGUAACAUUUCAGUAGAAUAUUUCUGUCUCUUUUCAUGUCCUGAGUGCUUCUAAAAUGUGACAAGUUAAGAAGCAGUAUUCUAAACUGCUAAAAAUUUGCUAAAAGCUAAAAGGAAAUCUCAGUAUUCUAUCUGCUUAAUCCUCACAGCUCUAAGAGUGAAAUUAAGAAAUUCUGACCAAUUAUCAACAGGGAGAAAUGAUCAGUUUCUUAAAGGUAAUAUUAGCCAGCAUCAUAAGCUUUGAUCAUAAAGGAAGAAUUGAGAAUCAUAGUUCUUGAAUUAUAUUAUUUAAUUAUAAUACAUUAUUGUAUGUUACUAUAUAAUUUUAUUGUAUAUUACUGUAACUGUCAUUUUCAAUCCUAUUGGAACUAUUUUUUGAAAAUUGUUUCCUAGGAACUGGAUAAAGCCACUGGCAUAUCAUUCAAAUUAUCAAGAAAGUUCUGAAAUAAUCUUUUAUUUAAGGUAGUAAUCUCAAUUUGAGAAUCACAAGGAACAAUUGAGAAUGAAUGUAGUACUUAUGUCUAAAUUAAAUUUUGCGGACUCAAAUUAUGGUUAAAAUAAGAUAUUCUAAAAGGAAGGCUCUCAUAAUAAAGCUUGAUUUUAAAACUGCCAGCAACAUAAAUAAAUUGUUUGUUUAAAUAUUUAAAUUUCUAUUUUAUAUACAUAUGUAUAUAUUUGUAAAUACCACAUGUUUGUGCCUGUGGAUAUACAUAUACACCCAAUUUAAAAAAAAAAAAAGUCCUUUUAGGAGUUGCAAAUGUGUUUUACUUUGUGAUUUGAAUUAUUUCUAAAACUUGAACUCUAUAUUUUUCUUUUUCUUUUUCUUUUUUUUUGCUGAGGCAAUUGGGAUUAAGUGAUUUGCACAGGGUCACACAGUUAGAAAGUGUUAAGUGUUCUAAGGUCAAAUUUGAACUCUGGUCCUUCUGACUUCAGGGCUGGUGCUCUAACCAUUACACCACCUAGCUGCCCCAAACUCAAUAUAUUUUUUUAAAAUACUACCUUUGUGGUUACUUAUAAUUAUGAAAUCUUAAUUUCAUAUGAAAUUAAUUCAAAUUAAAAACUUCAAAAUCCAUUUGAGCUAACAUUUAAAAAAAUUUAAAUGUGUAAAAAAAGUAAUUUAUAUGUAAACUCUGAUUAUUCCAAGUUUAGGGUCUUGUGAAAAUGGUUAAAAAUAAAAGUACUGUAAAUAUAUGUUUGAAAAUAGCAUGUAUGGCCUUAUGUUUAACUUAGUCUAGUGAACGGGCUUUUAAGGAUAUAAAAACCUAACAGAAAUGCCUUAUCAUUAAGCAUACUGCAGCUAUUGAAUUACAAUAAAACAUUGAAUACUUUAAAAACUUUA